AACUGUUUUCUUCCGAAACACAUUGUACAGAACAAAUACUCCAAGGACGUCGAGAAAAAGGUAUGGAAACAUUGAUUGAAUGAUAAUGUGUUAUUUAGCAUUAAUUAUGUACAGGUGGUCGUAUUGCCUCUGGAAUUGAGAUAGCAAAGCAAACAUUGAGAAUAACUUAUAAACUCUUAGGAAGCCAGAAGUGGUACUGAAUAAGAAUCUUGUUGUCUUAUCGGAUAAAAUUGCGUAGCAAUAAGUACAGGUCAAAAAUCCAUUGUACCUGCAGCUUGGGCCCGUCACGUUACAACAAAACGUAUCACAUUGUCCUGGCCAUAGGACCCGUCACGCGUGUGGCAGUCACGUAUAUAGCCGCAGGAUCCUCCUUCAAAAUGGGACUCUUCAACUCUUUGUUGUUCCACAACCACCUACCUGAAAAAUUCCACGACACCGGCACUUGCUAUAGCCACUUCUACUCUCUUGCACUUGAGACAGACUUCGACGCCGACAUCGAUAUUAUCAUGGCCGACGCGAUUCUCCCCCAAGAUGUCGAGAUGCAUGAUGAGGCGCGAGACACGCUCGGACCACUUCCCAAUAUUAUGAAUCGAGCACAGAUUCCUCCCGACGUAGAUGUACAGCCCUCCGCUCGUAGAGCACAGUCCUUACUCAUAAGAGGCCAGAGGACGCCGGCCAGACCAUCCAUUGGUGCCAUCGAGACCGACGACGACGUUUGCGACCCUGAACUGAAGUCAUUCAUCCGAACGGAAUUCAAGAAACAUAUCACCCGCGACUACCCUAUUGUUGAUUUCAUUGCUCAUGUAUGGAAUACCACUCCAUCUCAAAUACCCCCCGGCGAUUACGAACUCUCACGACGGGAGUGCAGGCAAUACGCGGCAGCUGCGAGAUAUUCUAAGACAUCCAAGUUGAGGAAGCUGGGCGAGACAGGUCCCCCACUGAUCGGACUUGGUGAAAGAGCGGAGACUGGCGCGUGCUACAUCUUCCAGGAGCUCUUCCAGAAGACAGCUAAAAUGGUCUUGGAUCGAUGGAAGACGGAGGACCCCGCAACUACGGAUGAGAUGGAGAGGAGCCGGUUCCAAGGUACUCUUCGCUUUCUAAACGAGAAAAUCGUUAAAGGGAACCACGCGAAUAUCAAACCGGACUUUGGCUAUGUCACAGAAAAUGGUGAGAAUAUGGACGCGAUUGCCUGGGACGCAUUUGGACUAUUCGGCGAGCUGAAGAAGGCCGACGACGCGGUAAACAACAUCGAGCCGGUGGUUGUUGACAGAAACAUGCUAGACCCAGCUGAACAGGAACCAUACACUCCCGCUUCCCUUCGUAAGAGCCGCAAGCGUUCGAGGCCCGAUUCCCCAGUUGAAGAACGCCCGUCCUCGAAGCAGCUUCGCAAAAACCAGUCUGACUCUGUGCUAAUCAAGAAAUCUAAACCAAAUGAACCCGGCCCCAAGACGCCCCCGCUGGCUAAAUUGACUCCGCAGGAGAUUGCGUUACUCAGGUUCAACCAGGAUAAUGAUGACAACUAUUCAGACCUCACGGGCAACGAAAUACAGGCAGCCAAGUACCUGAACGAGCUGCUCUCUCAUGGAACACGCAACUACGCUACCGGAUUCUUAGUUGAAAAUAAGAAGAUCAGUCUCUGGUACGGCGACCGAUUUGGGAUUAUCAAGUCCCGACUGUUCAACUUUCUCGAAGAACCUCACUACUUUCUCCUUAUGGUCACUGCCAUAUUCCGCGCAUCUGACACCGACCUCGGAUUUUGCCCCCUGAUCCGUAAUAUUCCUCGAAAUCACCUUUCAUAUAAAGGCGCAACUAUGACGGUUCCUAUGGCUCGCGAUCAUAAGGACAGGGAUAUUGGCGACGUAGAGUUUGAAGUCAGUACGACAGAGGCGAAACCAAUUGUUACAGCCUAUGGUACGGUUGGACGCGGAACGAUAGUCGUUCCUAUUUCCUCAGUCCAGCAGGAAAACGAAACGUGUUCCGCGAAGGAUCGACUUGUUGCGAAGAUGUCAUGGCAGCCAGUGAAGCGGAAUGAAGAAGGCCACAUCCGAACGAUACGCAGGACGCUAAAGAAGAGCAAGAACAAAGACGCUCGCGCUGCUUUGGCAUUCAUCGUUAAACUCAAAUGCUCGUCGACACUCGCCAUCGAUGAUCCGAACGUCAACCUUCCACGAGCAUUCAUGACGCAACUUCCAGAUGUUCCACAAGAUGAGAUGCGAGACUUCCGCAUACUCGUCAUGAAGGAGUACCUUCCACUUCAAUUCGUUGACACAGUGGACGAGUUGAAGAAAGUAUUGCGCGAUGCCCUUACAGGCCAUCACUGGGCUUGGACCAUCGCAAAAACUCUUCAUAGGGAUAUCAGCGUUUCUAACAUUAUGUUUCAUUGGAAGCGAGGCUGUGUCAUCGGUGUCCUAUGCGAUUGGGACCUUGCCGAGACGAAGGAGUAUCUUGGCGAGGACCCUGAACUUGCGGUCGACAAAGGGCAUUACGAGGCCGUCGGGAGAAUGUUAAAAGAAGCACAAGACAAGAAGGACGAUGAGACUCCCUAUGCUUCUACUAGCGUACCGCCCGUUGCUGCUCAGGAACCGGGGAUUCCUCAACCUCAGUACUCAAACACCAAAGCAACAGCCGGUGAAGGUGGAGCAAAUCAAGACGAAGAUGACGAAAGUGCCCGCCGCCGCAAAGCAAAGUAUCGAACUGGUACCGGUCCUUUCAUGGCACUGGACUUACUCGCUUCAGAUCGCAACCCGACCCAUCUUUACCGUCACGACCUAGAAUCGUUUUUCUGGGUUCUCGUCUGGUUUGUUGCAACACAUAACCCGAUCGCUCAUACUCUCGGCCGUAUCAACCAGUGGCAAGGCUCCGAUCUCGAUGCCGUAUAUUCUGUGAAGAACGCGUUCAUUAAGAGUGAUGCUGUAGCUCUAAAAGUGUUGAGCAAACGAGACGAGCAGUAUAAAUCGAUUUGGGCGAAGACUAUCUAUCCGCUACAGAGACUGUUCCAUCGAGUGGAAGCAAAGCUAGCUAAUUUGGAUGUCAUCAGGAGAGACUAUGUCGAUGCGUAUAUGGAAAACGAUAGGACCAAAAUGAAGAAAGUCGGGAAGGCAAUUGUCCGUGACGUGAAGGCAAGGAAUACCUUUGUCUCGUACGAAACUUUCAUGUCUCAUUUGUGAUUCACCAAUGCUGUGGGAAUUUAUAUUAUCAUUAUUUAUAUGAUUCGCUGGUUCAGGUAGUAAGUAUAUAGUGCUACUAGCACAUUGUUUGUGUCUUGAAGUUAUUCAUCACGCUAGAGGACUUCUAUAAAGUCUGUCUUCCAACUAAUGGGAGGUUUUACGACUACUCAAUUAGAUGCAUUCCUAGUAAAGUC
Messenger RNA from Somion occarium, 3361 nucleotides. The record is from the annotation of a GenBank genome assembly. Lineage: Eukaryota; Fungi; Basidiomycota; Agaricomycetes; Polyporales; Cerrenaceae.